Messenger RNA from Priceomyces carsonii, 531 nucleotides. It is a transcript of the gene MTR2, whose product is annotated as Mtr2p. The record is from RefSeq and is a predicted model, not a curated record. Bases 1 to 531 code for a protein of 176 amino acids. The transcript is spliced from 2 exons. Lineage: Eukaryota; Fungi; Ascomycota; Pichiomycetes; Serinales; Debaryomycetaceae.
AUGUUUGUAACACAACCAGUAGAACCAUUUUUGAAGAAGUUGUUAUCAUCAUUGGAUUUACAAUACAGAACCCCAACAAACCAAUACCCUAAUGUCGAAGCGUACGCAACGCAAUUUGCAAAGCAAUUAAAACCGGCCUGCGCAAUCAUUGUUAAUGGCAAACCAUUAAUUCCAACAAACAAUAAUGCCAAAUUGGAAUUCCAGAAGAAAUGGCUAGCAGUACCAAUAACAUCACACCAGUUGAACAGCUAUGACUGUCAUUUGAUACCUGGAACUGGCACUUACGUGAUAAAUUUAGGUGGAAAAUUGAGAUUUGAUGAGAGUGGGAAGAAUAGGCUUGGAGAAUCGGCUGAUUUAAUCGGUCAGAAUACAGCAAAAACGUCUAGACCUAUAUGGGGUUCUUGGUUUGGUUUUAAUUUGAACUUGGUCGUUGACGAGUCAUUAGUCGCAAAUAAUGAUGCGGAGGUGAUAAAUAGCUUCAACUACAGAAUUACAUAUAAACCGGGUGAUAGUGUCAUUCAAAUUUUAUGA